This is a messenger RNA of Boleophthalmus pectinirostris (great blue-spotted mudskipper), 4195 nucleotides long. It is a transcript of the gene cep135, whose product is annotated as centrosomal protein 135. The transcript is spliced from 25 exons. Bases 216 to 3821 code for a protein of 1201 amino acids. The record is from RefSeq and is a predicted model, not a curated record. Lineage: Eukaryota; Metazoa; Chordata; Actinopteri; Gobiiformes; Gobiidae.
CAUGGCGACGAGUCCAAACUCAGCACCUCGGCGCUCUUUUCAAACACUUUACCGCGGAAACCAAGUAACGGGAAGAAUUUAUGAUCCCAUUUUAUACAGCGAUGCAUUGUACAUCUAAAAUAAGCAUAGUGAGCAGUACUUGUCCCAAGCAAGACGUUUCUUGAAGCUUUGUUGACUUGACGCUGUCAAGUUCCUCGCAGAAUCACUGAAGCUACAUGAGCACAGCCAUGAACAGCAGCGCUGAGAGAAAGUUUGUCAACUUGAGAAAGCGUCUGGACCAGCUGGGCUACAGACAGACACUGGGCAUUGAAUCACUUCCCCUGGUGGAGAAACUUUUCAGUGAUCUAGUCCAUACCACUGAAAGUUUGCGCAAUGCCAAGCUUUCUGCAGGAAAGACUGAGAAGGAAAGUAAAAACUUUGAUGCUUUGCUUGAACCUUACAAGUCAGAAAAUGCCCGAUUGGUCAGAGAGAACAAUGAGCUCCACCUGGAUCUACUGAAGCUGAAGGAGGACAAGGAUCGUGUCAUCAAUGAGCUUAAGACACAUGUCAGGAAAUUGGACCACGAGACAACUGACCUGAAGUUUUUAAAUAACCAGUAUGUGCACAAAGUCCGUUGCCUCGAAAAGGACAGUAAAGCUAAAGGAGAACGUAUCCAGCAGCUGCAGGAGAAGAACAUGCAAGCAGUGGUGCAAACCCCAGGUGGCAAAAAACACAGUAUUCCCUUCAGGCGUCAGAGAAUGCAAAUAGAUGAUUUGAUUCCUCCCUCUUCAUCAUCUUCAUAUCCUGUGCCACAGCCUGAUGACCCCUAUAUAGCCGACAUGUUGCUUUUGGCAGACGGAAGAAUCCACGAGCUUCAAGGAGACAUUAUAAAACUUAAACUAGAUCUGGAGAAUUGCCAUGAGACAAUAAAACACCUCAACAUUCAAGUAGAGGAGAGGGAUAAAGAGAUUGACCGUUUGAAUCGCAUGCUUCAUGGAGGACGACCUCAUGACAUUAUUUCUCUUGAAGCACAAAAUGUCAGCAGCGAGAAGAUGAUCGCACACCUCAACCUGCAGAUUGAGUAUCUUCAAGAGGCCAACAGGACACUGGAGCAGAAGAUUCAGGGACUGCAGCAGAGGAAGAAACAGGCCUCCAGUGAAGUUGCCAAUCUUUCUCUGAAAAACCUGGAGCUGUGUGAAGAGCUGACACACAUCGAUGACCUCGCCAAGAAGCUGGAGCUGGACAAAGACCGAGUGUUGGAGACUGCUGACCAAGAGCUUCUAGAAAGCAAAGAAGAAAUCCAGAGACAGCAGACAAUUAUUGGAGAUUUGGAGGAUAUAAUCACAAAGCUCAGGAGGGAUCAGUCUGAGGCAGAUUUUGAGAAAGACCGCCUCAGAGAUGAGAUGGCUGAUCUAAAGGAGCAAAAUGCAAAAAUGGAAGGUCUCAUCAACUUCCUAGAAGAAGAAAAAAUAAGACUGCAAGGAAAACUGGAGAAAACGCUGGCAUCUGAUAAAGACCUGGUGCUAGAGUUGGAGGCCAUGCGGACCAAAUAUGGUGUGUGUGGAAGGGAGCGCUCUCCGUCACGACUCGAUGCUUUUGUUAAAAGUCUAGAAGAAGAGCGAGAUUACUAUCGACAAGAAGCUGAGAGAUACAAGAGAUCCCGAAGUGACACAAGCCCUAGCCUCAGUCCCUUACGGGGCAGAAGUCCCAAAAGAGGAGCCACAGAGGGUGAAGUUCGCAGAUUGGUUCAGGAGAGAGAUGAGCUGAAAAAUGUUCUUUUGGACUUUGAGAAACACAUGGAGGAUAUUCAAAACAAUGUGAAAACCCUGACCAGUGAGAGGGAUAAACUAAAGGUCUCAUUAAAACAGGCACAAGAUGAUUUAAAAGUAUCUAAGAGAGACUCGCAUGGCAUUUUUAAACUGGAGGAUGAGAUGAAAGAGGCUGAACUCAAAAUUCUACAGUUGACCUCAGAGAGAGACUUGCUACUGGACAAAUUAGAGGUUGCUCAGUCCUCUGCCCUCACUAACAAACAAGAGGAUGAAAAGAAGAUAGUUGACCUUGAGAAUUCUGUUAAAAUUUUGGAGCGUGAGAGACUGGACUUGCGUGCCCAGGUGUGUCUGUUGAAGGAGAGCAGGGAGGCUGUGGAGGAGGAGUUGAAGACUCGCUGUGCAGCUCUGGCCCAGAACACAGAGGAGACAGUUCAACAAAAGGCAGAGGCUAGUGCCCUAAGAUUAUUGCAGGAGCAGAUGGAGAGGUCUCUGUCUGACACACAGCACAGGCUCACUGUGAAGAUGAAUGAGCUCCACGCUGCGCAAGAGCAGAUCGACAAGAUGGAGCAGAGAAUGGUUGAGUUGACUCAACAGAGCUUCAGGCACAAAGAGGAAAUGUCUCUGCUGCAGAAGUCCAUCUCGGCGCUGGACAGAGAGAAGGACGCUCUGCAGGAUGAGGUGGACCUGAAGACUGAGAAGCUGAUCACUCUGCAAGACGAGCUCAACAAGAAGGAGAGGACCAUUGAAGAAGUGAGACUCACAGUUACUAACAUGGACAACUCACUGGCUCAGCUUCAGGGGGCCCUGAACAGCCGUGAGAGAGAGGUGGUUAGUCUGAGGAAACAGUUGGACACUUCUCAAGAGGAAGUGGUUGGACUAAAGAGAGACAGAGAAAUCACCAUCCGAGAGAACAGGAGACUACAGGACGACCUCGUCACAAUGACCAGAGAAAACCAGGCGGUGCAUCUAGAGAUGGAAGAAGCGUUACAUGAGAAAGACGAGCUUAAGCUAAGAGUCCACUCAUACAUCACUGAAGUGGCCAGAAUAGAAAAAGUGAUGGCUGCUAAGGUAAGAAGCCUCUUUUCUAAACAUUUCAAGAUCAACAUUUUCAUUUCGGACCGAGGUUCUGGUUGUAAUCCAAAGGAGCAGGAGAACAGAAACCUCCUGGAGCGCUUCAGAAUGGCCCAUACAGAUGUGGAAGAGCGGGAGCAGAAGCUUCAGCAGGCAGAGGGCAUCAACAACACCAUCAGACUGGAGCUGCUGUCCACUGACACAGAGCGCAGACAUUUGAGAGAGACUGUCAGCAACCAGGAGAGGGAAAUCAAACAGCAUAUGCAGGCUAUACAGGCAUAUGAGGGGCAGGUGUCUUCCCUGGUUCGUGGGAUGUCCCAUCUGGAACAGGAGCUGCACAAGGCCCGAGAGGAGAAGGCCUCUCUGUUGUCAGAUCUGGCUUCUGUCCGGGAGCUCUGUGUUAAAUUAGACUCGGGGAAAGAAAUUACAGCACGACAUCUCGCCAACAAGAGCAUGGAUCUGGAAAGGGUAACAGGGGAGCUGGAGGACGUUCGAUCAGAAGUUGAACUCCUCAAGAAGCAACUGGCCAGUGAGAGAUUAACCGUUCGUAAUCUGGAGACUCUGCUCUCCACUAACCGCCAAAAGGAAUUUCAGACGCACCUCACAGCCAGCGAGAAGGAGUCAGAGCUAAAAAUACUGCGAGACAGACUCACUCUCGCUGACAGCAAAAAUGCUGAACAUGCCCGAGAGGUGUCUCAACUGCGCAGUAAACUUUCUCAGCUGCAGACGGAGAUGGACGUGUUGAAAAGACAGCUGACCAGUGAACGCUUUGAAAGAGAGAGAGCUGUCCAGGAGAUGAGGAAACAGGGUUUGUCGUUCUCAUCUCUGAGGAGUUUAUCACCUCAUAAUGUCUCUUCUGCAUCUCAUUCCUCUCCGGAGCACUCCAUCCUCCGAAGUCUGGACCGGACUCGGGACCGCACUCAGGAUCAGAGUCUGGAGCGAACUCGGGACAGGUCCAAUGAGUUCAAGGCAGCAGACAAAAGUGUGAGCUUCAAGGAGUAACAACAUCUUACAACUGAAGAGCUAUUAAGUGAGUCUCCAAACUCCCAACGCUUUAUACCUAAUGUCAAUAUUGGUCUGUUUUUCUGCAUUAUGUCCCAAACAUACUGCCUAACCUGACAUAAUGUGGUUGUAAGUGAGCCAUGAGUCCCUACAUCAAUCCUCAGUGCCAACGUGGGACCUCAGAAAAAAUAAUAAAUAUGAAGUCAAAAUGUUUAUAGUUGUAUUUUGAAGGAUUAGUUUUUUUCUAUUUGUUGCCACCAAUAAGGUUUUGGACCACAACAGCUAAAAUGUAGCAACUACAGUACAUUAUGCGACUCUGGCUAUGAUGUUUUCAUGCUUUUUAUCUGUAAAUGUGUAAGUUAUUAAAUUAUUCU